AUGGGGUGCGAUGGGCGGGUGUUGGUUUCUGGGGGCGUUUCUUGGAUGUGUUCGCAUCACGAGUCAGAACAGGGCUGCAUCGCGGCCCAAGAGCGCACUGUCGUGUCCGUGUUGUGGUUGUAUUGGAUCUUUCUCCGCACACCCAACGGCGAACUUUCAUCUCCCGCAGAACACAUCCAAGACCAUGGCCCAAGGAUGUCGUCGUCGGGACUGAAGUUACGCAUCGGCGUGCCGCUCGGGGAGCGUCUCGGGACUUCACAUCCACCAAACCUUCACCCCAUGGAUUCCACGGCACUCACGUUCCAACCAAGGCCGCAAUACUCGGCAAAUCAGGGCCGUCGGGAUGCUGCACCGCCGCCAGGCGGAGGAACUAUGAUCGCCGCGUUCCAGAUGGAGGUUGCGCCGAACGCGCCUGUGGGGGAUACCAAACCUCGCGCCUGCAUGCACGAGUUUUACGGUACCGAUCCCACCACCACACCCUCACAUCUUCAAGGCUGUCCCGGACCGCCGUCCCUCAAUACCCGCGCCCCCGGUCACUGUCGGAAGAGUAACACAUCACAUCCCACACUUCCAUACUCUCGUUCAGAUCCCACCGGAGCCGAAAGAAAACUUGGCGCGCGCGACAACACAGCAGCGGCGCAGUUUCAAACGUGUUCUCGUGACCUUUCCUCCCACAACACAGCAGAAACAAAACCAUGGCGCGUAUCGCCGAUACAAAGAUUCCUGCUGCCCGCGCGGACAUCCACCGAGGCUGGCUGGCUGGCUGCCCCCCGUGAUCGCUUUUAUGUGCGAAAGACGCAGGGCAUGGCGUUCAAGUUCAUGAUAGCUGGUCCGCAAGGUCUCAUCAGGAACCGUACGGAUACCAGUUACCCUCAGCCGAAUAUAAGCGGAGCGGUCUGUCCGGCUACUACAUGGCGACGAUGA
Messenger RNA from Zasmidium cellare ATCC 36951, 924 nucleotides. RefSeq lists its product as uncharacterized. The transcript has 6 exons. NCBI's taxonomy places the organism in Eukaryota, Fungi, Ascomycota, Dothideomycetes, Mycosphaerellales, Mycosphaerellaceae. The coding region runs from base 1 to 924 and encodes 307 amino acids. The record is from RefSeq and is a predicted model, not a curated record.